UAGAAACGCACAAUACCAUUAAGCGCCAGAGCUUGUGCUAAUUACAGUUAACUCACUAAUGCCAAGGAAGGCGCAGAAAAAACACUUUUGAGGAGAAUGGAGAUGAACAGUUAGAUGUAGGAAAAUUAAUUGAAGUCUCUUGAGCUUAAAGACCUGGAUCUUAUUAAGGAGCAGGGCAUCAGCUCGUCUUACUGUCUUCAGCCAGCAACAACAGCGAUGGAUGGAACUCGCCUACCUCCACUGAUGGAAGAGGUCGGGGACACUGCAGAGGAAUCUUAUAAUGAGAGGCCAGAGAAGCCUGAGGUGGAGCUGACUGCGGUGGAUACAAAGGUAAAGGUAGAAGAGCAGAAGACUGGGGGACAGGAAAGUGAGGAGCUGAUGUCAGAUGAACAGGAGCUUGAGGAGUUGAGGUCCCAGGUCAUACAGCUGCUCAUCGAGCUGGAGGAGACACGGGAACUCUCCCAGAGACACGAGGAGGGCUUUCUGGAGUUACAAGGUCUGUUAGAGGAUGAACGCAUGGCAAGUGCCCAUCAGGCUGAGACCUUCACUAAGCAGAUACAGAGAUUACAAGCCCAGCUGCGGUCAGUGCAGGAAGAGAUAGACAGCCUGGAGGAGGAGAAGGAGAGCGAGCUGUCCGAGGCGCAGGAGGAGCUGCGGAUGGCGCAGGAGGAGGUGCUGGUGCUGCAGCAGGCAGCAGAGGAGACGGCGGCAGAGCGGGAGAAUGACAUCGCCAGCCUGCAGGAGGAGCUGUGCCGCCUGCGCGCCGAGCUGCAGAGACUGCACGCCACCAGGCAGGAGUACGAGCUGGAGAUCACCAGCCUGAGGGCCGAGAUCCGCAUGAAGAGCCAGGGCAGUGCCCACGACAGAGAGGAGGGGGAACCGCUACAAGGUGAAGUGCGGACGCUGCGGGAUGAGUGUCGGAGCCUGAAGGAAGAGUCUCAGUCUUUGAAGGAGGACAACAAACAGCUUCUGAGGAAACUGCAGCACUUGUCACAAAACAGGGAGAGCACUAAUGACCUGUAUCUAGCACUAAAGGAGGGCACUCUGUGCAGUGAAGGUGAAAAGCCUUCCACUGGAAAGAAAGAUUUAAGUGGUGGAACAGAAGAAGAGGGGUAUGAGGUCGGCAGGACCGGGAGUUACAUGACUUUAGCAGAGUCGACCUCAAACUGUAGGCUAGUAGAUGCAUCUGUUCAGAAGAAUAUAUCGUUUGAUGGAAAACCAAUGACACCAACAGGUGGCUUAAAUGGGGGAAGUUUCUCAUCAGGCUUUUCAGAAGUUGCCUCUCUUCGACAACAACUGAAGCAAGCUGAAGAGAAAGCUCUUUGUGUGCAGCAUGAGUGUGCAGGGCUGCUGGGUGAACUGAGGGAGCUGCAGGGCCUUUACAGCACCAGCCAGAAAGAAAGGGCUGAGCUGGAGAGGGAGCUUCAGAAGUGCCGGGAGGAGAUGCAGCAACUCACAGAGAAGAAUGCAAAGAACUCUUCUACCCCUGAGCCACCUGUUCUGUCCAUCCCCCUAAUAGGAAUGAUUGUUAUAGUGGCCCUACUUUGGUGCUGGUGGGCGGAGUCUUCAUUCUAGAGGUGAAAAGGGGCCUAUGGGAGACUGGAGCCCACUGAUGCUGGUGGCUGUAGCUGCAGCUGUUGUCCUGAUCUUCCCAAGCUUGACCAGGGCACUCUCCUGAGGAUCUCACUAGGGUCUCUCAGCAGCACUCCACUUCCAAGGGCAACGCUCCCUCACAUCAAUGCUUAUGUCUGCUGCUUUACCGCUCGGCUUUGCACCCAAGAUAUUAUUGGGGUUUGACGACAUCUCUGCUUGACAACUAGCCAGCAGUCUGUGGAUUUGUCAUUUCCCCUCCUGUUGCUUGAGCUCCUAUUCCUUGGACGACCAUUAAAGAAACUGUAGAAUAUCUUUUGGAUGCAUACUCACUACAUUAUUUCAAGAAAGAUGAAAAGCCAGAAGGGGAAGCAAUUUGCCAACAGUGCUGCUCCCUGCAAGUUUUUAAAUCCCUCUGUUUAUUCUUCGUUAUUGUUAAUUUAGUGCUUGGCCCUGCAGUGUGGACCAGAAUUAAUUUCCAAAUACCUUGUUCAGAGUCAAACCAGUAUUACAAAUAUGUGGGUCUGUUUAUAAGAUCUUAAACAUAGUGUGCUAUUGAAAGAGGCCAGGAGGCAUUUUGGACUGCAGAUCUCACAUUCCACUUCUACUACUCUAAGUUCAUUUGAAUAUGCUACAGAAUUUUAGAUGUAUUUAUUUAUUUGGAACAAUGUAAAGGGUCAUUCCGCCUUACAGAUUGGUGUUAUUAGCUUUUUUAACAACCAACAUGCAGAGAAAGAGAAGCACAAUGUUCAAAAUUGCUGAUUAAACAUGACCUGUAGUCCAAGCAAUCUUGAAAGAAACCUAGCUGCAAAAUCAAAGGAAAACUUACUUCAGAGUAUAACAAAUCCGAAAAAUCAAACAAAUUGACAUCUAUUUCCUUACAAUGCUUCAUUGAAAUAUCCUUUCUUGAUUUACCUAAAAGCAUGCUUUCCUUUCACUAUUUGCAUUGGUGGGCCUCUCAAUGGCUGUAAACCUUUUUGCUUGUCCAUCUGACGUAGAGACUUGCCUAUCAGAUACUCAAACUACCAUUGGCUUUUUGGAACACCGUUGAAUGAAAUACCCUUUCAUGCACUGAGCAGUUGCAUGCAUUUCUCUGCUGAGGAUCUACAAACAAAAGGAAUAAGCCUUCUUAAAUGUUUAAUCAUGGCCUUCUUUUUCUUUACUCUUUUCACAAACCUUUCCUUCAAAAUUCUUGACUAUUGCAAAUAACUAUGUCACUCCAUUGGAGGUAAUGGCAAGUCUGGAAAAAAAUGCCUGUAAACCUUUUUUUUUCCUUUGGUUGUUGACUGAAACAUAAUCAGAAAACUUAAAGCUUCACUUAUCCUUGAACUGAAAUGUCGUACAUUUCUGGAUAGUCUGUCUGUAUUUUGUGGUUCCAAUUUUCCAUGUGUGGGUCUAUCAAUAUCCAGACAGAGGUCCAUGGGUUUCUCUCUUCAAGUCCCCUCUUUCUUUCAGCCCCUAGGCCAUCAAUGUUUUAUGAAUAAUAUACAGGAGCUACUCCCAGGUCUGUAUUUUUAUAAAAUAGUAGUCUUACGAGGAUAGUAAAGCUUUUUACCGUAGAUAUGGCACGCUACAGUAAUGUUUCACUACACAAUAUUUCUGCACCACUUUUGCAACAAUUAACUUACUAACCUGUGUAACUUUUGAAUUGAAGCAAAUCAUAGUAUUAAUUUACAUUCAGCAUAUUAGUUUUCAACAUUUUGCGUUCAUGGUGUUUUUUUUUUUU
Molecule: messenger RNA, 3316 nt
Organism: Polyodon spathula (Mississippi paddlefish)
Lineage: Eukaryota; Metazoa; Chordata; Actinopteri; Acipenseriformes; Polyodontidae
Product: coiled-coil domain-containing protein 136-like
Exons: 10
Coding region: 217-1575 (452 amino acids)
Biological process (GO): single fertilization; acrosome assembly
Cellular component (GO): acrosomal membrane
Source: RefSeq, a predicted model, not a curated record